Messenger RNA from Microthlaspi erraticum, 1239 nucleotides. NCBI's taxonomy places the organism in Eukaryota, Viridiplantae, Streptophyta, Magnoliopsida, Brassicales, Brassicaceae. The record is from the annotation of a GenBank genome assembly.
AUGGUCGCUACCUGGAUAAUGAACUCGGUGAGUAAGAAAAUUGCUCAGAACUUGUUGUUUACGUACACUGCGGAAUCGAUUUGGAAGAACAUUCUAGCUAGGUUUAAGCAGGAUGAUGCAACGCGUGUAUUUGAGAUAGAACAACGAUUAGGAACUGUAGAACAAGGCUCUAUGGAUGUUAGUAGUUUCUAUACUGAGUUGAUGACUCUUUGGGAAGAGUAUAAGAACUACAUUGAGCUCCCUGUGUGUACGUGUGGUCGCUGUGAGUGUAAUGCUGCUGCGCUAUGGGAAUCUUUACAACAGAGAAGCAGAGUUAUGAAGUUCUUGAUGGGUGUUAAUGAAGCUUUUGAGCCAACUCGUCGCCAUAUCUUGAUGAUGAAACCUAUUCCUUCUCUUGAAGAUGCAUUCAACAUGGUUGCGCCAGAUGAACGCCAGAAGUCCAUUAAGCCAAGCUCGAGGCAGGACAAUGUUGUUUUUCAGAACUCUGGGCCUCAUGAUAAUACUCAUUCUUUGUCAUCUGAGAGUCUUUUUGAUAAUGCUGCUUUUGCUACUCAAUACAACAACACUUAUCGUCCUCGCCAACGUCCGGUUUGUACUCAUUGUGGUCAGCUUGGUCACGUCAUUCAAAAGUGCUUCAAGCUUCAUGGCUAUCCUCCAGGGCACAAGUUUCACACAGCUCCAGGACAACAACAAUCCUCUCCGCAGUCUCGUGGCCAGAAUCAGAAUCGUACUCACUCUCAGUCUUUUCAGAAGACUAACACAGUGGCGAAUAAGAUGACUGCCUCUCCUCUUUACUUGCCAGCUCCUGCCACGAAUGCGAUCAACAUCGAUCUCAGUCAACUCAAUACUGAUCAAUUCCAGACUCUGCUUCAACAGCUCCAAAGUCAUGUUAAGCCUCCUGAGUCUCAUGUUCCCGUUCAACGUGCGUCUAUUACUGAGGGAGGUCAUAUGGUUGCUAAAUCGUCUGCUGGUAUCGUCUUUUUUCCAUCUUCUAAUAUCCCUUUUCCUUCUUCUAGCCAUCGCUUUGAGAACAAUUGCCUUACUUUCCAACAUCAGUGUUUAUCUUCUCUUUACAAUUCCUUACCAAGUGGUUCUUGGAUAAUUGACAGUGGAGCCACAACUCAUGUUUGCUCUGAUCUGUCUUUGUUUAGUGAGACCUUUCCGGUGUCCGGUGUUACAGUCUCUCUCCCUAAUGGCAUUACAGUCAUAGAGGCACCAUGCAUAUUCAUUCAUCAUUGA